Messenger RNA from Capronia coronata CBS 617.96, 1884 nucleotides. RefSeq lists its product as uncharacterized. The transcript is spliced from 5 exons. The coding region runs from base 1 to 1884 and encodes 627 amino acids. Gene Ontology annotation, molecular function: protein binding. Gene Ontology annotation, biological process: chromatin remodeling. NCBI's taxonomy places the organism in Eukaryota, Fungi, Ascomycota, Eurotiomycetes, Chaetothyriales, Herpotrichiellaceae. The record is from RefSeq and is a predicted model, not a curated record. Gene Ontology annotation, cellular component: RSC-type complex.
AUGAGCACCUCGAAGCGCAGAAGCGGCCCUGCAGGCUCGCCCGAUGACUUUGCGGCCACGCCAGAUCCCAAGCGACGCAAGCGUAACGACGACACCCACUUUCCAGACGUCGAGACUCGAGAAACCACCUCGGAACUCGGACUGAAACUGGUGCGGCAGUUGAAGAAGUCCCAAGACAAGAACGGGCGCAAUGUCGCGGUGCAUUUUAUCGACCUCCCCAGCAAGACCGACUAUCCCGACUACUACCAACAAAUUGCGAUGCCGUUAUCCCUGAACAUGAUCGAGCAGAAGCUGGAAAAUCUAGAGUACGACACAAUGGAGCAGCUCGAAUCCGACUUGAAGAGAAUGGUCCAGAACGCGAAGGAUUACAACCAUAGCAGAUCACCCAUAUUCGAGGACGCCGAGCGUAUCCGAAAGGCAUUGUCGAAUUUCAUGCCAAAGCAUAACCCGGCGUACCUACGCUCAGAUUAUCGCGCAUAUCCCACACCACUUCCGCAAGACCUGCUUGAACACCAGAGAGAGUCUUCGACUGCGUCAGAGGCCAAUGUCCACGCCGAGAAAGUCAAGUUGGUCUUUUCCAAGAGACGUCGAAGUGAGGUCACGCCGGCUUCGCCUAGUGUGAAGGACGACGUGAGACAGGAUCAGUUGAACUUCUUGAAUGAGUUAUCGGCACACGAAGAUGCAAUUAAUUUCGAGGAGAGAGUUUCCAAGAAGGACUACCCUGACUAUUACAAGCUCAUCAAGAAGCCCACCUCGAUUUCAGACGUACGAGCCUUGGUGGAGAAAGAUGCUCUUCCAGACUGGGACGCUUUGGCAAAAGAGGUCCGAUUGAUUUGGGACAACGCAAAGGAGUACAACCAAGAAGGAUCCGACAUCUACAUCAUGGCAGAGAAGCUCGAGUCGUGGUCGGAACAAAGAUUGCAAUCUCUUGGUGCUGGACCUCGGCGAAAUCUCAAACUGUCUCUAUCCCAGCCAAAGCCGAAAGCCCUCAGAUUGACGAUAGGUUCUUCUACGCCAACCCCGACUCUGGUGGGCGGUACGAUCGACAGCGAAUCUCUCCGACGACAAAAGGAAGAAACAGGCCAAGCACUGAGUCGAGCACAGAGAGCCAGCUCCAGAGCUGCUCACGUCAAUGGUUCAACACCGGUCCCCGCAAGCACUCCACCCAGCAUUCGACGUAGUGUAUCGCGGGCUACCGAGCAGCGUGAUGUUGUCACGACCGAAGCCAAGGCCAAUGGGACAGCUACUCCGCAACCUCAGGCGCAGGAACCGGUCAAGGCGCCUCAGCCUUCAGUUCCUCCGCGGCAGAUACCCACCCCUGUCGAAGAAGUCGACACUCCUGGGCCAGUUGCACCCCUUACAAACGGAGCCCGUAGCCAGGAUCCUCCAACGCCACAAUCUGGUAACCUAUCAUCCUACAACCAGUCCGUCAUACCCUUUGAACGUCGAGGCCGUGAUCCCGGAAAAGGUCUCGAGUCUGCGCUUCUCGGUUCUGUCAUUUUCAUGACCAACCCUCUCGUCCCCAAGGAUCCGAAAUGGAAACUGAUACGCCGAGCUUCACCCAUUAAGACACAAACAACUGGCUUCAUAGGCCUGCCGGCCAAUUACCGUGAUGUUCGGGUCAUACCAGUGACUACGCCCGAGCUGAAAUCCCGACGAAGACAUCGAAUACUCUUCACGCAUAACGCGCACGUCUAUCGAGAGCCAAACUCGACUGUUCCCGAUGCAUACGAUAUCAGAUUGUACCCAGGAGAGAACAUCUUGUCGGUUGAGGUUUUAGCAGAUCUUAGAGAAGGGGAAAAGAAGGAAUACGCGCCGCCUCAAUUGCAAUUCGACUUCGAAAAGUGCACGUUGAUUAUUGAUCUGAGCAUGCAAAGCUCUUGA